AGGAGCUGGCCCGCCUCCAUGGUUCAUCAGAGAAGCUGUGGCUCCAGCCUCCUGGGACGUACACACACACACAUACACACACACAUGCACAGACGCACGCACACCCCACAAACAACAGCCCAGGCUGGAUCUUUCCUCGGUCUCUUCUCUUGGUAAAACUUCUCAGAGACCCAAAGAGAGGACCCAAAAUCCUGAGGCCAGCUGGCAGCAGCAGAGAAGCCGAGGGAGACUAGAAGAUGUAGUCUGCCCUGCCCUGCGGCUGCUGAACUUUCUUCUUUUUCCUGAAAACAUCCAGACUCUCUCUUCUCCCAGGCUGGGAAGCAGAACAUAGGCCCCCUGCUGCAACGCUGCCCCUGAGCAAAGGCUGAUCUCUGAGCAGGACCAGGGCCAUGUCCCUCAUCUCAUGGCUUCGGUGGAACAAGUCCCCAUCCCGGCUGUCCUCCAGGAGCCCUGCUGAGAUGGUGCUGGAGACACUUAUGAUGGAGCUGACAGGGCAGAUGCGAGAGGCUGAGAGGCAGCAGCGGGAGCGCAGCAACGUGGUCAGGAAGGUCUGCACUGGUGUGGACUACAGCUGGCUGGCCAGCACACCCCGGCCCACCUAUGACCUCAGCCCCAGUGAGUGGCUUCAGCUGGAGGAUGUCUGCGUCAAGAUUCACCCAUCCUACUGUGGGCCUGCCAUCCUCAGGUUCCGGCAGCUGCUGGAGGAGCAGGAGCCAGAGGUGCAGGAGGUGUCCCGGCUCUUCCGCUCGGUGCUGCAAGAGGUCCUGGAGAGGAUGAAGCAGGAGGAGGAGGCCCAUAAGCUGACGCGCCAGUGGAGCCUGCGGCCCCGCAGCAGCCUAACCACCUUCAAGACCCGCGCGCGCAUCUCUCCCUUCGCCAGCGACAUCCAGACCAUCUCCGAGGACGUGGAGCGGGACACGCCGCCGCCGCUGCGGUCCUGGAGCAUGCCCGAAUUCCGGGCUCCCAAAGCUGACUGACCCCUGCCGCUCCCCUGCCCAGAAGUGGAGACGUCUACAGGGGGCAGGCUAGGCUGGUGACCGGGGCGCCGGGCCCUGGAACCUUCCCACCUAGCCCUGACGAGGAGACGGAGACCCAAGUCGGCCCCAUCCCAAGACGCUGCUACACAAUGAAGCAACUCCCCACCCCACCCUCUUCCUCUGGCCACAAAGCCGAUUUAGGUCGUAGAGCAGCACCGCCCUCUCCCUCUCCUGCGCUAGCCUGCAGGAGCACCCCCUUCCCUAACUGGCAGAUUCAAGACCUUCGAAGACAGACCAUUGCCCCAUCCUCAUCUCCUGCUUCCGUCUAAAAGGGCAGAGUUGCCCUACCUUUUUGCAAGACCUAGGGUCUCACCCCAAUUUCAGGGAUGUCUCAUUCACUCCCCCACCCCCUUCCCCAAUGAUAAGGGACCUGUUGAACUGUAUCCAUUCUUGCUAGUGACUGGCUGAGCUCACCACUGCAGGUGGGUCACAGCCUCACGGGCAGAUACAGCUGGAAGCGACCAGAGAGACAAUUAGAUCCACUCUCUUCAGCUAGUAAAUUCGGAAACUGAGGCUCAGAGAGGAACACUUCUUCCACCUUUAACUGUAGCCAGCUUCUCAGGAACAGUGAGAUUGUUCCUGCAUGACUAGUGUCUGUUCCUGAGUCUGGAAUCCUGGGCCGUGUUGGGACAGGUCCAAAGGCUACGUCUCUACCUACCUGUGGCCUGAUCUAUCUCUUACCUUGGCACUGGGAUGAGGGUCUAAGCUGCUCUCCAAGAAGUGUAGACAGGGGUGGAGGUAGGUUACCCAUUACCCCGUGCCAGUGUCAUCACAUGGGCUGUGGCCAGUGCCCAGCAGCUUCUUCCAGAGGCUAAACUUCAAGGCCUUCAGACGCUGCUCUAAAGAGCCCAGGUUUUUCAAUUCCAGGAUUCCCCCUCCUGCAGCUGGUCACACCUGCUCUCUGACUUUCCCCAGGAGGUGAGGCCCAAACCCCUGACUGACGUGAGGCACCUGAGUGAAAUGUUCUAGAAGAGCUUCUUGCAGACUUUACUGUCCUUCCAUUUUCUAACAUGGUUCGGCCUUGAUGAUGGGCGUGUGAAUUACCCAAUGUGUGGCUCACCCGUGGAAAAUCUGGAAGGCCAAGAGGCCUUCUCACACACUCUGGGGUUGAAGUGGGGUAUAAAGGGGAUGGGUGGGGAAAGUGUCUAUCCUCAACUACCAGUGCACACGCAGAAAAUGCAAAUGGAUCUUAAUAGUAGCCUAAAUAAAAUGCCGGGAGGAGAUAUAAUCAACGGAGAGUUGGGGGGGCGGUGUAGAAUCUGUGUAUUCCCUCAGUGGAAAAAGUUUUUUUUUUUUUUUAAUGAUUUGGUUUUGAAUGAUUUUCACUGGAAUCUGGAUAGAGAAUCAUAGGAUGGAGGAAAACCUCUGAUCCAACACUAUCAAGGUGGAAGAGUUGAUUGGCUUACUAAUAUAAUUGGUAGAGGUUGAGAAUCACUUUAAAUAUACAUCUUAAACAUCUUACAUAUUUUAUUUGAAGACAUAAAAAGUUCACUUGAUUGCCAAACUUUUUUUUUUUUUUUUUGAGAUGGAGUCUUGCUCUGUUGCCCAGGCUGGAGUGCAGUGGCACAAUCUUGGCUUAUUACAACCUCCGCCACCCAGGUUCAAGUGAUUCUCCUGCCUCAGCCUCCCAAGUGGCUGGAACUACAGGCAUGCGUCACCAUGCCUGGCUAAUUUCUGUAUUUUUAGUAGAGAUGGGGUUUCACUAUGUUGGCCAGGCUGGUCUCGAUCUCCUGACAUCGUGAUCUGCUCUCCUUGGCCUCCCAACGUGCUGGAAUUAUAGGCGUGAGCCACCUGGCCCAGCCACCAAACUUUUGAUUAGAUACAAGCUGUGCUUUUUUUGUGACCUGUAUGUUUCAUCUGGUGGGAGUCCUACACUUAAGUUUUCUUGGUUUGUGCUUUAAACAUAACAGUAAGAACAACUGGCAUGAAAGAGUUUUGGAACAAGCAGAAGUGACCCUUGGUAAGCAGACAGCUCAGCUGGUAGGGGCAAAAGUGUUGGGGAGAAUUAGAAAAAGGCCUCCACACUGUGGGCUUUCUGGUGCCCUGGAUGUGGGUCUGCAGAUGUUUUAGAGGACAUGGUUAACCUGGAGGGAGAUUCAAAGGAGGCUGGAUAAGAGAAUACCUAUUUUUCUUUCCCACCACCUUACACAUACCUAUUCUCUUGAAAGAAAGGGAAGACCUGAGGCUUUCGACAUGGUGUUCUUUUUUAAGUUUAAGUAACAGGCUGCUGAUAAAAACCUUUCCUGCCAACCGCAGGCAGGUGGACAGAACCCACCAGCCUCCUCUGACACUGGCUGUCCUACUACAGGUAAUCCCAGCUGGUGGCUCUCAAAUUCAUGAGGGUCCAGAAGUUGUUCCUCUGGAUUCAGGUUGUUAAAGGGACUAAUGAUGUCUGCCUCCAUUUCUAUUUUUAAAAACUCAAUAACCACAAAUAAAAGAACAAAAAGUU
This is a messenger RNA of Saimiri boliviensis boliviensis (Bolivian squirrel monkey), 3486 nucleotides long. RefSeq names its product RD3 regulator of GUCY2D (gene RD3). NCBI's taxonomy places the organism in Eukaryota, Metazoa, Chordata, Mammalia, Primates, Cebidae. Gene Ontology annotation, biological process: retina development in camera-type eye. The record is from RefSeq and is a predicted model, not a curated record.